GUCGUUCAAGGGGUGUCAAAGCAAUUUAUACUUCUAUAACCCAUGAAACGCUGCGUUUAAACAGGAAAAGAAAUCUCGAAUCCUAAGACGUUCGUCUUUGUCAAGAUUGUCAGUUCGCAAUUCUCAUGCGCCAGCAGCCAUGGCAGCCAAAUCAGCUGCUGCUAUGCGCAAAAAUUCACAUAGAUCGGAUCAUUUCUUCCAAAAACUUAUGAAACAUCCUAAAUUACCUUUUGCUUUCGCUUUGCUCUUCGCUGAUUCCAUCCUCGUUACGCUAAUCAUCGCCUACGUUCCAUAUACCAAAAUUGAUUGGGAUGCUUAUAUGUCUCAGGUUACUGGCUUUCUUGAAGGAGAGAGGGAUUAUAGUAACUUGAAAGGUGAUACAGGGCCUCUAGUUUAUCCAGCAGGCUUUCUUUAUAUUUACUCUGCUAUUCAAUACGUUACCGGAGGUCAAGUCUAUCCUGCUCAGGUAAUUUUCCUAUUUUUUUUCCGGAAUGUAUAAUCCUUGUUUCAGUGA
Nicotiana tabacum (common tobacco) is the source of this 514-nucleotide messenger RNA. The record is from RefSeq and is a predicted model, not a curated record. NCBI's taxonomy places the organism in Eukaryota, Viridiplantae, Streptophyta, Magnoliopsida, Solanales, Solanaceae.